Messenger RNA from Melanaphis sacchari, 985 nucleotides. RefSeq names its product DET1- and DDB1-associated protein 1. Gene Ontology annotation, biological process: positive regulation of proteasomal ubiquitin-dependent protein catabolic process. Bases 396 to 683 code for a protein of 95 amino acids. The transcript has 4 exons. Lineage: Eukaryota; Metazoa; Arthropoda; Insecta; Hemiptera; Aphididae. Gene Ontology annotation, cellular component: Cul4-RING E3 ubiquitin ligase complex. The record is from RefSeq and is a predicted model, not a curated record.
UCGCUUUUUAUUAUUAAUACUGAAAAUAAAAUACGCCAAUAUGAUAACAUCACUAAUUUGCUGUUGAUCUAUUGACUACCGUCUACCAGUCAGCAGUCAUCGUGUUCACUUUUAAACUGACGACCGUCACCUACCCAGGACAACAGCCCUACUGCAACUCCGAUUUCCGACGAACGGUGUGUCACACUGUCUGUCUAUCGUUUUACUUAACCUUAAGUGUUUGUUCUACUUUCACUGAACCGGACGAACAGUGUCAUUUGUGCUAACGAUAUUCGCAUUUCGUAAUAUCCUGAGAUAAUAUUGGCAUUCCGCGUUUGCCAAUUCUACCUACCAAGCAUCCGAUUUCAUCUACACACGUUUUUCCGUACACGUUUUGGAUUACGCAUCGUACCAAAAUGUCUAUAGCUGAAUUUCUGGAUGGUAUGCCAUCCUUUGAUAAACGCAAUUUUUCGCGUUUUCAUUCAGACAAUGGUCGAAGUAAGCGUGUACCAGUUUAUAUAACAACAGAUGACCAGCCUUGUGAUCAAAUUAUUGUUACUGAUAAGUCAAAUUUGUUACUCCGCUAUUUACAUAACCAAUGGGAUAAAAAGCAUGGAGGUAAAAAAAGAGAAUUGGCUGAAACAAGUGAAGAAUCUGCCUCAUCAUCUAGAAAACGCCCAAGAGUAGAUUUAGCUAUAAUUUAAAUCUUCAUAUAAUAAAAUAAUUCCAAUGUAAGUAAGUUUUCUAAUGUUGUUUUUGGACUAAUAUUCCUAAGUUGGUUAAUUUUAAGAACAAAGCAAAUUGCUAAUAUAAGGAUAUACUAUAGUCUGGUUAUAAAACUAAUUAAUGAUCCACGUGAUAUUAUUUUGAAUGGUUUUUAGAGUUUGCAAAAAUAUUCAAUUGACAAUUGUUUGUUUGGAUAUUCACCGCCUGUAAACUUAAAUAAACAUUCUAUUGAUAAUAUUACAUGUUUAAGAAUAAGUCAUCUAAUUGUUUUCAUUAUAUU